AUGGCCCCCAAAUCAAACACGUCUCGCAAACAGUCCAAGGACACUCAGAGUCGUGAGAGCAGAAAACCAGACAAGAAGAAUGCCCCUGCACCUGUUCCUCGCCGCAGAGUCCAAGACCAGCAGAGACGCGGGGAACAACCUGAUUCCACCAGUGCCGAGGACAAGGACCAGGCUCGGAUUGACAUCUCUGCCACAAUCCCAAUUACGCUGCAGCAGUUGCUUCUGAAUGUUUUCAGAUUUGCAUUGCUUUCACCAUCGACUUCUUUGGAUUCUCAAGGUCCAGACGAGGAUGCGGAUGCAGAAGAACAGAAAGAGAAAGAAGAACCAUUAGACAUCAGGUCCCUUAUCCAGACCAUCAAGUCGCACCUCUACAAUCGGGACUUUGAUUCUGCGUUUGCGGACGCCGACGAGAGGUUACUUAGGGCUUACGCUUUGAGGUGGAGCGCGGCGAGAGCGUUGGGGUAUGCGGGACUGUUCAAAUCUCUGCUAAAGGUUUUGGUCGAAGAUGAUCCUGACUCCAGGGAGGGCUCUAUGUUGCGUCCGGCUCAUGUUGUCUGUAUCGGUGGAGGUGCUGGGGCGGAAAUUGUUGCUCUUGCAGCAGCUUGGAGGAACCUGAUGGAUGAGAGUGUUAUAUCUGCGCGUCAAAAGGAGCUGUCCGAUGCUCUUGAAGGUGUGUUUGUGGAGGAUAAGACGGAGGUCCAAAAGGAUGGAACUACGAGCAACACACCGAGCCAGAAACAAUACGUUCAACAGCCAGAUUCCUCACUUGGCCUCUCGAUCACAGCCGUCGACAUCGCCGACUGGUCUACCGUCGUGAAGCGUCUUUCCUUAGCAAUCUUAUCACCAUUAGUUACAGGCUCAAAAUCACAUCCUGCGCCUCUCCUCCCAAUUCCUCCAGCUGCCGAUGAUUCGGACACAGAUCUCUCGAGCAACCUCAACAUCGACUUCAAACGCCUCGACGUCCUCUCCCUCCCAGAUCCAGACUUGGCCUCCUUAUUCCACACCUCUCCUUCCUCAUCAACCACAAAUAUAGUCACCCUCAUGUUCACCUUAAACGAGCUCUUCUCAACCUCCAUGUCCAAAGCCACCUCAUUUCUCCUCCGCACGACCGACCUCCUAGCAGCUGGUACAAUCCUACUAGUCGUCGACAGUCCAGGGAGCUACUCAACGCUGAAACUUAACAAGAGCACGGGCGAGCAGCAGGAGAGGCAAUACCCGAUGAAGUUCCUACUCGACCAUACGCUUUUAUCUGUUGCGAAGGGCAAGUGGGAGAAAGUCUAUAGUCAGGACUCGAGGUGGUGGCGGAGAGAUGCGGCUCGGUUGUGGUAUGAGGUUGGGGAGGGGGCCGGGUUGGAGGAUAUGAGGUAUCAGAUCCAUGUUUAUCGAAGACUAGAGUAG
Aspergillus mulundensis is the source of this 1398-nucleotide messenger RNA. RefSeq names its product 25S rRNA (uracil2843-N3)-methyltransferase. NCBI's taxonomy places the organism in Eukaryota, Fungi, Ascomycota, Eurotiomycetes, Eurotiales, Aspergillaceae. The record is from RefSeq and is a predicted model, not a curated record. The transcript has a single exon. The coding region runs from base 1 to 1398 and encodes 465 amino acids.